Gregarina niphandrodes is the source of this 423-nucleotide messenger RNA. RefSeq names its product ribosomal protein L23. The record is from RefSeq and is a predicted model, not a curated record. The transcript is spliced from 2 exons. Gene Ontology annotation, molecular function: structural constituent of ribosome. Lineage: Eukaryota; Apicomplexa; Conoidasida; Eugregarinorida; Gregarinidae. The coding region runs from base 1 to 423 and encodes 140 amino acids. Gene Ontology annotation, cellular component: ribosome; cytosolic large ribosomal subunit. Gene Ontology annotation, biological process: translation; ribosomal large subunit assembly.
AUGUCCAAUCCUAUCACCAACACCGUGAAGGCUGUGAAGAAGGCCAAGAACGGCGUGAAGGCUAAGCACAGCCGCGUGCACUAUACUACUCGUUUCACUCGCCCGGCGACCAAGAAGGCCGUUGUCACGCCGAAGAAGACUGUGCCGUUGCACCACAACGCGCGCGUUGACCCGUACAGCAUCAUCAAGCUGCCGCUCAACACCGAGGCCGCACUCCGAGAGAUUGAGAACAACGUCCUCACCUUCCUCUGUGACUUGAAAGCAACCAAACCCCAGAUCAAAGCCGCCAUCGCCCAUCGCUUCAACGUCAAGGUAGCCAAGGUCAAUACCCUCAUCCGACCCGACUGCCAGAAGAAGGCCUUCGUCAAGCUCGACGCCUCCUGCGACGCUUCCGAAGUCGCCUCCAAGCUCGGUCUCCUCUGA